CACGACCACAAGAGUGUUUGUGAUUAUGGAUUCUGUUAUUGAGAAAAGCUUCUGGUGACUCAGAAAUCAGCAGAGCAGAUGGGUGGGAGCUGAGAUCACAGAAGGACAAAAAAACAUGGGUGACGCGUCGCUUUCCGGCCUGGAGAUGACAGCUGAGAUGUGGGAGAACGGCAGCCUUGCAAGCCCCUCGCCAGGUCUCCCUCUGUUUCUGCUCAUGUUCAAUGACAGCGAUCUGAAUGAGACACUGUUCAACUCCACCAACUCCACUGCCCCUGAUGCCCCCUCAGGUCCCAGCGUGGCAGGGGUCCUCAUCCCACUCAUUUACAUAAUCGUUUGUAUCAUCGGCCUGGGUGGCAACACUUUGGUGAUUCACAUUGUCCUGCACUACUCGAAGAUCGAGUCAGUGACAAACAUCUAUAUUCUCAACCUGGCAAUCGCUGAUGAGCUCUUCAUGCUCGGCCUGCCUUUCCUGGCGGUACAGAACACUCUCCAGUCAUGGCCCUUUGGCUCCUUCAUGUGCCGGCUGGUCAUGACUGUGGACUCCAUCAACCAGUUCACCAGCAUCUUCUGCCUGACUGUAAUGAGCAUCGAUCGCUACCUUGCUGUGGUCCACCCUAUUCGGUCUUCAAAGUGGCGGCGCCCCCAGGUGGCCAAAAUGGUGAAUGGCACCAUAUGGGCGCUGUCGUUCCUUGUCGUUCUGCCAGUGGUAAUCUUCGCUAACAUCCAGAAAGCAGGAGGCACCUGUAACAUUGCUUGGCCCCAGCCGGCUAACAUCUGGAGAGCUGCUUUCAUCAUUUAUACCUCCACCGUUGGAUUCUUCUGCCCACUUCUCAUCAUUUGCCUCUGCUACCUGCUCAUCGUCUUCAAGAUCCGCAGCUCGGGGAAAAAAGUCCAUGCCACCUCAACCAAGCGGAGGAAGUCAGAGCGGAAAGUGACACGCAUGGUUGUGAUUGUUGUUGCAGUGUUUGUCUUCUGCUGGUUGCCCUUCUAUGCCCUCAACAUCAUCAACCUGCUGGUAGCCCUGCCACCAGAAUACCAGGGCCUUUACUAUUUUGUCGUAGUGCUCGGUUAUGCUAAUAGUUGUGCCAACCCCAUCGUCUAUGGCUUCCUGUCAGACAACUUCAAGAGGGGUUUCCGAAAAGCCCUCUGCCGCUCCACGAGGAAGGUUGAGAACCAUGAGCCCAUGGAGCACCAGCAGCAGCAGGAUGAGGGCAGGAGGGCGCUCAUGCCCAGAGAGAGCCUAAGACGAGCGAUCAGGGACGAAGAAGAUGAUGACGAAGAGGCGGUUUCAGAAAUGACGGAGAUCUACAGAAUUGCCCAGAAUGGAAACAGCAGCUACCAGCUGCAGAACUUGCAGCCGUUAUUCUUAGAGAAAGGAGCGACACCUGGAGCCACGGAGCUGCCGUCCCCAAACACGAGGGACAACGCUGGGGACGUGAAAGGGAAAGAUGCCGCCAACGGCACCGCACUGACUGUCCCGCUGCUUCUCAAUGGAUCCAAGAAUGGGAGCGUUAAAACACUACCAGAGGAAAACGUGGAACCGAGCGCCUCAUUGGAGAUAAGUUAUCUAUAG
Messenger RNA from Archocentrus centrarchus (flier cichlid), 1573 nucleotides. It is a transcript of the gene sstr3a, whose product is annotated as somatostatin receptor 3. Gene Ontology annotation, cellular component: neuron projection; plasma membrane. The record is from RefSeq and is a predicted model, not a curated record. Gene Ontology annotation, biological process: neuropeptide signaling pathway. The transcript is spliced from 3 exons. Gene Ontology annotation, molecular function: somatostatin receptor activity; neuropeptide binding. Bases 116 to 1573 code for a protein of 485 amino acids. Lineage: Eukaryota; Metazoa; Chordata; Actinopteri; Cichliformes; Cichlidae.